CAAACCCAAACUCUCUUCGUCUUUUCUCAAGCACUUCCACCCAUUCUUCCCCUUAAAAAUUUAGUUAUUUUCUCUUAUUGAAACAUUCCCACAGUUUUUAAUCAAUUUCGUCAUGGCUUAUCUCACUAAUUACAAAAUGAUUAUGCCCCUCUUCCUUGCCUUCUCUCUCCUCCUCCUCCAAGGAGCUUUAGGUGAGAUCGUCUGUGAAUAUUUGCCGAACAACUUGUGUGCAUUCUCGAUAGCUUCAUCUGGGAAGAGAUGCGUAUUGGAGAAUUACAAGACAAAGCAGGGGAGUAUGGCAUACCAAUGCAGGACAUCUGAGGUGGUGGUUGAGAGGAUGGCGGAGUUGAUUGAGACCGACGCCUGCGUCAGGGCUUGUGGUGUCGAUAGGAAAACUGUUGGCUUUUCAUCCGAUGCUUUGCUUGAGCCUCAAUUCACCUCCAAGCUCUGUUCCCCUUCAUGUCUCCACAGAUGCCCCAACCUUGUCGAUCUCUACUUCAAUCUCGCUGCAGGAGAAGGGGUGUUCUUGCCGGAUCUAUGCGAGGGCCAACGUAUGAACCCUCACCGUGCGAUGAUGGAGCUCCUUAGCUCUGGUGUGGCACCUGGUCCUAUCCCCGGUGAAUCAUCAUCCCCAUUCUUUGCUGCUGCUCCGGCGCCGGUUUCCAUCUGAUUUAAUUACAGUUUUCUUGGUAUCUCCUUUUACGUACUUGAAGGAAGAUGUCUCUCCUUCCCGGCCAUUAGUACACUUUCUUGGCUGUGUAGUAAUUAAGCAUACACAUUAGCGAGGUGAUUUGGGCUCAUUUAUUGGGGUUCGGGUGGAGAAUUAUUAUAUUUUUCCAUUAUAAGAUGUAUAACCCAUUCUUUUUUUAUUUCUUAAAAUUUAUGGGUCGAGCAGUCUAGCUUGAUAGUUGAUACAUUAA
Molecule: messenger RNA, 920 nt
Organism: Macadamia integrifolia
Lineage: Eukaryota; Viridiplantae; Streptophyta; Magnoliopsida; Proteales; Proteaceae
Exons: 3
Coding region: 113-670 (185 amino acids)
Source: RefSeq, a predicted model, not a curated record